Molecule: messenger RNA, 4135 nt
Organism: Diabrotica balteata
Lineage: Eukaryota; Metazoa; Arthropoda; Insecta; Coleoptera; Chrysomelidae
Source: the annotation of a GenBank genome assembly
ACUCGAGUUACGUCCUCACGAACGAUCCAUCUGUGUGUAGGUUAAGUUUAAAAACACUUUCACUCACACUUAUUGUUUUUACAUGUGCUUUACCCGAUAAGAACAUUUUGUUCUGAUAAUACUGUUUCUGUGAGAAAAAUGUAAGAAGUCCUUAUUUUAUUUCGCGAUUUUGAUUCAUCUUAGCGGUGUCAACAAUUGUGUCAUUAACUUAAAUAAAGUGUUUGAACAAAAGUUUAAAUAAAGGUAGGCGUUAUGGCCAGGUGUGGUAGUGGACAUAUGUAAUUUUGACGGAGAUUAACAAAAUAUUAACGAAAAUGGAAGAAGACGACGUUAGUGUUCGGGUGGCAUUAAGGAUUCGUCCUCAGAUACCACGUGAGAUCAUUGACAUGUGUCACAUCUGCACUACAGUAACACCAGGUGAACCCCAAGUUACUCUAGGCAGUGACAAAGCGUUCACCUACAAUUAUGUCUUUGACACGGAAUCCAACCAAAGCGAAGUGUAUGAUAAUUGUGUAGCAUCUCUAGUCGAAUCUUCUCUCGAAGGGUAUAACGCCACUGUCCUUGCAUACGGACAAACAGGGUCGGGAAAAACUUACACAAUGGGAUCGGGAUUUGAUGUUGAAGUUAAAGACGAACAAAAAGGAAUCAUUCCAAGAGCCAUUCACCAUCUCUUCGAUGGCAUUCAUUCCAGAAUUCAAAAGGCACAGGCGGCUGGAACUUUGCCUCCUGAGUUUAAAGUAUCCGCACAAUUUAUGGAGUUGUAUAAUGAAGAAGUUAUCGAUUUGUUCAAUCCAUCCUAUAGUAAGGAUAAGGUUUACAAGAUCCAUGAAGAUCAGUGUGGUGGUAUUCAGGUAAAGGGAGUAACUUUUAAGACUGUUUUAUCUGCCGAAGAAGCUCUUUCAUGUCUAAGAGUGGGAGCUCUUUCCAGGACGACUGCUAGCACUCAGAUGAAUACUCAGUCCUCUCGCUCGCAUGCCAUAUUUACAUUACAUAUAAAACAGCAACGAUUAGUUUCUUCUGAAGAUGAGACUAAUGAAUUCGAAACGCUUAGUGCCAAAUUUCACUUUGUUGAUCUUGCCGGAUCCGAAAGACUUAAGAGGACAGGUGCCACUGGAGAAAGACAAAAAGAAGGCAUUUCAAUAAACUGUGGUCUAUUAGCUUUAGGUAAUGUUAUAUCAGCAUUAGGAGAUAAGUCAAAGAAAGCUUUGCAUAUCCCUUAUAGAGAUUCGAAACUCACUAGGCUGUUGCAGGACAGUCUUGGGGGUAACAGUCAGACUGUGAUGAUUGCUUGUGUUAGUCCUAGUGAUAGAGAUUUUAUGGAAACAUUGAAUACGUUAAAGUACGCUAACCGAGCGAGAAACAUUAAAAAUAAGAUAUUUAUAAAUCAAGAUAAGAGUUCUAAGACUAUAGCUCAACUGAAGCAACAAAUCGCUCAACUGCAAUUAGAAUUAGUUGAAUACAAACAGGGUAAAAGACUAGUCGGCGAAGAUGGAGCGGAAACUGUUAACGAUAUGUUCUAUGAAAAUAAUAUGCUUCAAGGUGAAGUUAAUAACUUAAGAACGAGAGUUAAGGCUAUGCAAGAAACAAUUGAUGCGUUAACGCUGAAAAAUACAAGUCUUUUAGCCGAAAAGGCGACAGGAACCUGGAUAGGUGUUUCCUUAGACACUGAACAUGAUGUUUCAUAUAUGAUUCAAGGUUAUUUAAAAGAAAUCGAAGAAUUACGAGCAAAAUUAAUGGAAUCCAACAACACCUGUGAACAAUUGAGAAAGCAAAUAACUCGUACAAACCAAAUUUCGUUCUUAGAUUCCACCAUGAAACAAAACGCUUCCCUCAUAGAAAAAGCAAAGCAAGACCUUCAAAAAGAGAAAGAAGCGCUUAACCGAAGAUCAUUAGAAAUCGAAAAUGACAGCGAUGGUGAGAGCGGUGACAAUGACAGCGAAACUGAAAGCGAUGAAAAAGAACUUCACAAUGAACUCAAGGAUGAACUUAUUACUUUAACGAAUGACAUAGAUAUGAAACAAAAACUGAUAGAUGAAUUAGAGCAGUCCCAACGUAGAAUGCAAACCAUGAGACAGCAUUACGAAGACAAACUCAUGCAACUGCAAACAAAAAUUCAUGCUACACAGGAAGAAAGAGACAAAAUUUUACAUAACUACAGCUCACAAGCCGAAUCCUCAGACACUAUUAAAAAGGUUAAAGAUGAAUAUACGAAGAAAAUAUCUGAUAUGCAGAAAGAAUUAAAACGAUUACAGGCAGCUCAAAAGGAACACACCAGGUUAGUGAGAAGCCAAAGCCAAUAUGAAAAUCAGUUAAAGUCUUAUAAGAACGAAGUGUUGGAAAUGAAGAGAACUAAAGUUCGAUUAAUGAACAAAAUGAAAGAGGAAUCUCAAAAGCACAAAGAAGCAGAACAAAGACGGCUUAGGGAAAUAGCCCAGUUGCGCAAAGAAUCUCGUAAAAAUGCAAAUGUCAUCAAAUCAAUGCAAAAUGAACGAAAGAUAAAAGACCAAGUUUUAAGACGAAAGCAAGAAGAAGUUUCUGUUUUAAGGAAAAAUCAAAGGAGUAGACUUAGUGUAAAAGCAUCUGGAAGAAUUACAAAAGGAUUCUCCGAAAAGACUGCUAAACAAAAAUGGCUGAGAGUGGAAAAAGCUAUUAACAACAUAGCCUUGAGUAAAAGAGGACUAGUAGAGCAAGAAGUGAGGAUGGAACAUUUUCUAGGAAAGAGAGAAUUAUUGGGAAAAGAGCUUGAAGCUUUAGAAGAAAGAAGGCAGCAAGCUGUGGUAAAAAACCAAGACAUAACUCAACUCGACAGUUACAUUGAGGAUAUAAAGGAAAACAUCAGUUAUGUCCAGGAAACAAUCAGUGAGACCCAACACAAUGUCAUGGCGAUCGAAGAAGCUGAAGAUACGAGUGAAAACCAUGAUCUGCAACAACUAGUCCUGAGCAUUUACGAUAUUGACGAAGCGAAGUAUAUCAUUCAAAAGCUGUAUAAUAUGACACUAAGCCAGAAUCAUUUAGUUGCCCAAAGAGAUGCCAAAUUGAAGGAAAGUGAAGCUACUAUGGCAGAGCUGCAACAAGAAAAUAAUGUAAAAGGACAACUAUUGGAUCAUGUCCUUCAUAAUGAAAUUCCAAUAUUUUCAAAAGAGCUCAUUACCAGUAUUUCUAGUAAUACUAACGAUACUACGAGUUCUACCUCUUCCCGUUCUUCGUCUCCUGUACCUUUAGAAAUGCAUUUAUCUAUUCCCGAAUCUCAACUUUCCCAGUCGCAGUCGCACUCCAAAUCUAAAAUAAGACGGCGAACUGCCCAACCCGCAGAGUUAUUGUUUGGACUUCACGCACAGCCAGAGAUGACCCAUUCCCAAGAUGCAUCAACAAUGAGGUUGGAUUAUGGUAUACAGCGGGUACCGAGUGUUCCUGGGACUCUUAAGUUGAAUUCCUGAUGAUACAUGAAGUACGAGUUUCAUCCAGCGAAGAUACCACCCCAGAAUAUGAAAGAGUAUUUCAGUAUGUCUCUGUAAAUCGUCUUCAAUUCACUACAUUCGUUAAUAGUACUAAAAUAAUGUUAUUUAUAUUGUUUUUAUUCUGCCUUUUGUUAUUCUACUUAUUUAUUUAUAUUUGACAAAUAUUAACUAAACAUAAUAGUAUGAUAUAUGGAGGAAUAUUCAUAGCCAAUCGCGUUCUGUUUGUGACUUAUUUUGGAAAUUACAGGGUAUUAAAUAACCUUUACUACAAUUAAAUAAACUUUAAAUAAAAAAGUAGGUGUUUCUGGUGAAAAUAAAAGAUUUUAUGUAGGUAUAAGGUAAAUGACGAUAUUUUUAAAUAUUCAAAUAUCAUUACUACAGCUGUUAAAAAAUUAAAGGAAGGUUUAAAUCUAAAAUAAAUGAAUCGGUCAUUUUAAAAACCACAUAUAUCCAAUAGUAGUACUUUAAGAGAAAAACUGUUUUAUUGCAAUAUAUUGUUUGAGAGACCAAUUAUUGAGGCUUGGUACUGAUGUACAUAAUAUAAUAAUGCAAUUCUUUCUAUCAUAUCGCACUAAUAAUACAAUACGUAACUCUAAUACGUGUCGUAACUCAAAAAAGAUGAUUUUUCAGAAUCAACGAAAAACUGAUUACUCAUUUCCUAUUGCAGGUAAAAAUAA